Molecule: messenger RNA, 600 nt
Organism: Lactuca virosa
Lineage: Eukaryota; Viridiplantae; Streptophyta; Magnoliopsida; Asterales; Asteraceae
Source: the annotation of a GenBank genome assembly
AUGAAUUCUUGCUGUUGUUCACUCAGCUACACAUGGAUCAUUUCCUUUUUAAUCCCCAUUUUCACUUUUGCUUGUGAGCAUUUCACUGUGUCUAUCAUCACGACGUUAGUUUUGGUUUCUUCUGCAUUUUUGUUCUUGAUACACUCUAAGCACAACUUACAAGUUCUUGAGCAGCAAGAUCAACAACCCUACCAAGAAGAUGAUCAGAAUGAUGUGAAUCAAGUUACAGAAGCCGUAAAGAAAGGGUGUUUUGAUGUGGGUUCACCGGAUUCUUGCUCUGAAAGUGAAGUCAUUGAUCAGUUCUCAUGUACAACCGAAGAAGAUUCCGACUUUGAUGGCUGGCAAUUUUCCGGCGAGGUAUACCGGAGACCUGACUGCUCUGACGGCUCCAUAUCCGACGAGGAGAGCUUAAUUGAAAUCGCACUCCCCGGUGGCCACUAUGUUGGCUACCAAGACGUUGAAGAACCCAAGUUUUGUUGUCGACAGAGGUCACCGGAAUCUGUAUUGUGGUGGCCGGAGAUGAAUGAGGAAGAAAAUAUGAUAGAAAUAGACUUAUCUGUGGGGUCAAUUAAGUGCUCAAGAUUUGAAAUUAAAGCGUGA